Messenger RNA from Umbelopsis ramanniana AG, 801 nucleotides. RefSeq lists its product as uncharacterized. Lineage: Eukaryota; Fungi; Mucoromycota; Umbelopsidomycetes; Umbelopsidales; Umbelopsidaceae. Gene Ontology annotation, molecular function: RNA binding. The record is from RefSeq and is a predicted model, not a curated record. Bases 97 to 678 code for a protein of 193 amino acids. The transcript is spliced from 2 exons.
CGAAAGUGACGGCGACUGACAGUUUGAAAUUUGGACUGCUUUUUUUUAGCGGCCAGAAAACUUGACGGAUUUUUUUUUCAUUGAACAGCUUUAACUAUGGUGGAGAAGAAACUUUCAAAGAAAGAACAAAAGGCGCAAGCUUUCCGAAAAAAGGGAAAGAAGAACGAAGCACCCGAGCCUGAAGCCUUCCCUGAAUCCGAUUUAAUAGAUGAGGAUGCCGAUUCCAAAGCUACCACAUCUACUGGAAAGCGAUCAAGAGAGGAUGGCGAAUCAGGCAAACUAGACAAUGAAACGGGAGAACCAAGAAAGAAAAAGAACAGACGACCAAAGAAGAAGAACCAAAAUCACACCGGAUAUAUUCUCUUUGUUGGUAACCUUCCAUUUGAUACCACUAAAGCUGACCUCGAGAAGCAUUUCGAGUCAGCAGAAGGAUUAGUUUCAACUCGACUUAUGACAGACAAGGACACCAAAAAGCAAAAAGGGUUCGCCUUUCUCGAAUUUAAAGACAGUGAGUGUCUGCAAAGCGCCUUAAAGUUCCAUCAUACCUUGUUCAAGCGGCGGCAGAUCAACGUUGAAUUGACUGCUGGUGGAGGUGGAAAGAGCGAGGCGAGACAAGAGAAGUUGCAAGUCAAGCGAGAGAAAUUGCGUACUGAGAGAGUAAGUGGACUUUGUCGGUAACUUUUGUGAAUAGCGUCGUUUCUAAUCAACUUUUUCAUCUACAGCAAAAGCUUCAUGAAACCAGUAUAGCACCAGCAAAUGCUGCUAAGGCGGCAUCAUCUUAUGCUAGACGCCAAGCCGCUG